CCCUGUGUCAACCUGCGUGCUUCUCUCGCCAAUACUAAUUGCCACGGUGCUGCCAAAGUUAUGGCUGCCAGACGCCAACGCCAUAAACACCGCCCAGAGAAACGCUACAAGCAGUGCUGUCGUUUGGUUAAUGGAAAAGAACACCAGUAUUCUCCAAGUCUGUCCCUUGUGGUUCUCUGGCCAGUGUACAGUGGACACGGGGCCUCUGCUCAAUUCACUGAGUGUUGGAGCUGUGCGCUCGUGGAUCCUUUGUGCGCAGUUCUCCGUUUUACUCCCAGUGGUGCUGCGCCUGAUCCAGAUCCAGUGGAGCAUGGACCUGGCUAUUGCAGACAGGCACCCGGUGUCGACAUCUAGCGACGGGGACGCAGACCACAAAUUGCUAAACCAGUUUAUGUUCGUUCUCAUCACGGUGUUCUGGAUCGUGGAAUCUUUGGAAGUCUGCCUCAUUCUUGACGCUGCAGCUUUUGGUAGGGAAUACAUAGAUAUUGUUCAAGGAUCUGCCAUCGCUGCCGAGGUUUAUAUUGUUCUGGCUAAUGCUAUACUGCACAAGGCGGUGGAUGCGUUUUGUAAGGAGACAGCCUAUUCGUCUCUGUUGCAGGCCAUUGUAGUAUACAUGGCGUCAUUUCUCGUUGAUCUGCCAAUCUUGAUCUGCCGCGUUAGACUGUUCUGGUUUGUUGAUACCACGGGAAGACUAGAAGGUUCCUUUUUCAUCUGGCUCAUCAAGGAUUUAGCCGUCAUUAUAUCUUGUCUCAUUAUUGGCUGCGUGAUACUCAUCAAGAGAGUGUGCAAAAAACGCUGCCCGUGCCAAAGUCACUGCAAAAUAGCCGAGCUGGACUGUUUCAGAGAGGCUUACCGAAGUAAAAUGCACGUAAAAGAAGCCUUCAAGAGCUCCCACUGGGUGAAAUUUCUUUGUGCUUUUUUCACCCUAUUUCUUGUCGGUGCGCUGAUAGGUGUGGCUUUAGUGAUAAACGCAUUUGCUCGCUAACACCAAUGACUUCUUAUUCUUCUUAUUCUAACUGAAUAUUUUUACAGUUCAACAUGUAACAGGAUUUUGACAUUUUUUACGUAUGUAUUGGUGCGAGCGUAUGUGAUGCGCUGGUUUGUAAACUAAUAUAAUGUAGCUGUAAUAUCCUUAUGUACAAUUUCAUAUUUUGCAUUUUCUUGUACGUAUAUUGCAAAUGAACGCUGCCAAACUUCAGAAUUUAACAUUUCUUAUACAUGUACCUGUAUAAUGGGGACACACUGUGCUUAAACACUUAAAAAGUAUUUUUGGAAGGAAAUGUCACUUAAUGGGACAUAAAAGCUACUUGAAUGUCACUUUUUGGUCCUUUGCAGUCAUUUUCUGCACAUUUUGUUCACUUCUAACGGGAUAUUGUCAUCACUGGUAUUUUACGCAUUCAAAUGCGCAUUGCAAGAGGCCCUGAACUAGACAUGAAAAAAGUCUUACGUUUCCAUAGACAGUAUAAACCUUUUUAUAUCAACAUGAACUUUUAAUGUGUGUGUGUCUUAUCAUCUUGGUGACACUUGUUUAAAAGGGCCGAGGUUUUCAUUUACGUGUGUUUAUUUA
Lingula anatina is the source of this 1567-nucleotide messenger RNA. RefSeq lists its product as uncharacterized. The record is from RefSeq and is a predicted model, not a curated record. Lineage: Eukaryota; Metazoa; Brachiopoda; Lingulata; Lingulida; Lingulidae.